Hippoglossus stenolepis (Pacific halibut) is the source of this 2923-nucleotide messenger RNA. It is a transcript of the gene scamp2, whose product is annotated as secretory carrier membrane protein 2. Gene Ontology annotation, cellular component: recycling endosome membrane; trans-Golgi network membrane. Bases 36 to 1187 code for a protein of 383 amino acids. The transcript is spliced from 9 exons. Gene Ontology annotation, biological process: protein transport. NCBI's taxonomy places the organism in Eukaryota, Metazoa, Chordata, Actinopteri, Pleuronectiformes, Pleuronectidae. The record is from RefSeq and is a predicted model, not a curated record.
CCACAGGGGGCGUGCUCUGGUUUGGACGUGCUUACAUGUGUCAACUGACGUACACGUCACUGUCCAGCUGUCUGAGUGCGCAUGCGCAGUCAGCUCCAUUCGAGGAAGUGGGUAGGAGACACAACCGCAGCGCCAGGGAGGAGAGAGUUGUUUGUUCCCCGCUCACAGAGGAGAGACCCGCCGCCUUCUUCAAAAUGUCGGAACUUGACCAGAACCCGUUCGCACAGCCCGCCGGUGACAACCCCUUCAAUGAUCCUUCUGUCACACAAGUGACGAACUCCAGUAUAGAAACAGUUGACCAGUACAACCCUUUCCCUGGCCAUCCCACAGAUGGCCUAGCGAGUAACACAACUCCAGCCGCCACCUCUCCCUACCAGCCUGCUGUGUUACAGCCGUCUACAGAGCCCAGUCCACAGGUAGUGGCUGCUGCAGCUCAGGCCAACUUGCUGAGGCAGCAGGAGGAGCUGGAGAGAAAAGCUGCUGAGCUGGACCGCAGAGAGCAGGAGCUCCAGAGCAAAGGGCCGACAGGUAAACAGAACAACUGGCCUCCACUACCCAGAAGCUUCCCCAUCAAACCCUGUUUCUAUCAGGACUUCUCAGAGGAAAUCCCUCCCGAGUAUCAGAGAGUGUGCAAGAUGAUAUAUUAUCUCUGGAUGUUAAACUGUGUGACCCUGUUCCUCAAUCUACUGGCUUGUUUGGCUUCGUUCACCACGAAUACAAGCCACGGUGUGGAUUUUGGCCUCUCUAUUCUCUGGCUCAUCCUCUUCACCCCCUGCUCCUUCCUCUGCUGGUACCGGCCCAUCUACAAGGCCUUCAAGACUGACAGCUCCUUCAGCUUCUUCUUCUUCUUCUUCGUGUUUUUCUGCCAAGCGGUGAUCUCCGUCAUCCAGGCUGUAGGUAUCCCCCAUUGGGGGAACAGCGGUUGGAUCACCGCCUUCACGGCCCUCAGCGAAAACAAGCCAGUGGGAGCCAUCAUGAUCGCAGUGGCCAUCCUCUUCACAAUGUGCGCUGUGCUAACUAUCAUCCUGCUCAAGAUGACCCACAGCUUGUACCGUCGUACUGGAGCCAGUUUCCAGAAGGCCCAGCAGGAAUUCUCACAGGGCGUCUUCACCAAUAAAACCUUCCAAACAGCCACCGCUGGUGCAGCUUCUGCCGCCGCCCAGGGAGCCUUCCAGGGAAGCAACUAAUGGUAGACCGAGCUAAGAUGAGCUCCGUUCAACAGGUCAAGGUCUAUAUCUUUUAAGGUUUACACAAUUAAACUAAACUAAUGCUGAAUCAUUGAGGGAGUUUAUGUUCACUGAGACCACCAAAGUAGCAGUGAUCAUUCCUGGAAUAUUCCUCUGGGAGCAGCUCCUGCCCUUCGGAGCAAGUGGCUGCAAAUUAUAAUUUAACCUUAUAAUGUAUAGACCUUGAGCUAUGUGAGGCUAAGUUAUCCUUUCACCAUCAACGCACAUGCAAUUCCCCAUGUUAGCUUUGCUUUUCACACUCGGUGUGUCUCCUGCAGACUGACUUGGUCCAACACUGAUUGAAGGGCAGUCAACGGGAGAGUAAAUUCACACGUGGAAAGCAGGAAUGAAGUUGACUGAUUGAUGUCUCAGUGGUUCCUGGCUUUGUAUAUUUUGUGUGCACUUUUUGGCAACGCUCUUCAGUCUAAUGUGUGUGUGUGUGUGUGUGUGUGUGCGCGCGUGUGCGUGUGUGUGCAUGUGUGUGCGUGUGUGUGGGUACUGGCAUGCUAGUCACAUACUGUAUAUUCACAUGGGUGCAGUAUGCUUGUGUUUUUUCCACGUUGAUGGCGGAACCUGAUCAUGUAAUAUAAAUAAGAUGAAGUGUUUCUGUGUGUUUGAUUUCGGUCUUGAAAAGCAUUUCUUUAUGUUUUUGAACCCAGUUGGAAAACUUUUUUUUUUUGUGUUUAUGUACUCCAAAUAUCAUUGAAACAAGUGAGACAACAGAAGAAAUAAAUCCUGUGGUUAAUCUGUGUGGCCUUACAGUUUUGGAUAACACUCUUUACUGUAACUAUUCAUUUACAUCUGGAAUGAUUAAAUAAAUAAGCAAAAAUACUAAGUAUGUUCCAGCAGCCUCCCUCAUAACUUUCAGGCUUUAAUACUUUGCCAUUAUUUUUUUUACAUGUGUCUUUGACUUCUGUCUGGAACCAAAAUUCUGCUUUUUUUAACACCCACCGUAGUAUCAUGUAAUUGGUGGAAGUGCUUUACAGUGAGUCAACUGUUAGUAAUUUAAGAUCACUAGAGUCUUAUUCUUCAUUUAAUUCAUUUAAGUGGAUGCUAAUUUAUUUUGAAUCAAAGCAAUAAACUGAUGUUUUUUUUUUCCAUUAUGAUAAUAGUAAUGUUUUUUCAAAGUAGCUUCAGUCACAUCUUCGAACAGAGGCCUUCCUUAAGAGGUGCUUCUAAGCAAACCAAGCAACACUGAGUAUGAAAAAUGGAUAUUCCCUAUAAAAUACAUAAAUUGACAUUAGUCCAUACAGAGUCGAUCGUUUGAAGUAAUUCACAUUCCUCUCAUUUGUAUCUGUAAUUAACGGAUCAUAUUUUCACGUACUUUCUAAACAUUUCAUCUCCGAAGAAUUUCAAUACACAAGUCAUCGUUAAGACCACCAAGCCCUAAAUAAUCUGAGUACUGAUGUAUUUUUUCUGCGUGAUUUCUUAUUUUGGAAUGUGUUUGACUUGAUGUACUGUUUUAAAACUUCAGCUUGGAUAUAAUAUGUCAGCUUUUCCUCAAGUUCCUAACUGCAAUCUCAAAUCAUCUGUGUGUUGUUACAACAGACGAGUGUCUAAUUUAAAGUUCAAUCUUACAUCCAUUAUAAAAUCACAGAAUUACACAUCUCUGAAAUGCAUCGUAUUAGGAGAACAGAAGUCAGUGUCUUUUGUAUUUCAAUACUGGAUAUAGCAUCUAAUAAAAUGCUUUGCUUUCA